AUGGUUGAGUGGACAGACUUUGAGCGUUCUACCAUCCAGGAUGUCUUUUCCAAGAUAGAUGCCGCAUCAAUCGGUCACCAGGCACUGGCAAGGUGUCUUGUCGUGUACCCAUGGACCCAGAGGUACUUUGCUAACUUUGGAAACUUGUACAACGCCUCUGCCAUCAUUGGAAACGCCAAGGUUGCUGCCCACGGCUUGACAGUAGUCCGUGGUCUGGAGACAGCUGUGAAGAACAUGGACAGCAUCAAGGCCAAUUUCACUGAGCUGAGUGUGCUGCACUCUGAGAAACUGAAAGUGGAUCCUGAUAACUUCAAGCUACUGGCUGACUGCAUCACCAUUGUCAUUGCCGCCUCUCUGGGUACCAGCUUCACAGCUGAAAUACAGGCAACUCUGCAGAAGUUCAUGUCUGUUGUAGUCUCUGCACUUGGAAAGCAGUACUACUAA
Molecule: messenger RNA, 444 nt
Organism: Neoarius graeffei (lesser salmon catfish)
Lineage: Eukaryota; Metazoa; Chordata; Actinopteri; Siluriformes; Ariidae
Product: hemoglobin subunit beta-like
Exons: 3
Coding region: 1-444 (147 amino acids)
Biological process (GO): hydrogen peroxide catabolic process; oxygen transport
Cellular component (GO): hemoglobin complex; blood microparticle; haptoglobin-hemoglobin complex
Molecular function (GO): heme binding; oxygen binding; haptoglobin binding
Source: RefSeq, a predicted model, not a curated record